This is a messenger RNA of Lactuca sativa (garden lettuce), 624 nucleotides long. The record is from RefSeq and is a predicted model, not a curated record. NCBI's taxonomy places the organism in Eukaryota, Viridiplantae, Streptophyta, Magnoliopsida, Asterales, Asteraceae.
AUGGGACCAUUUCCCAUGUCUAAAGGCAACAAAUACAUAUUGGUGGCGGUGGAUUAUGUAUCCAAAUGGGCGGAGGCACAAGCGUUACCAACUAAUGACAGUCGGGUAGUGGUGCGGUUUUUAAAGAAGUUAUUUUCACGAUUUGGAGUCCCGAAAGCUCUUAUAAGUGACCGAGGCACACAUUUUGCCAAUGAUCAACUAGAUAAGGUGCUAAGGAAAUAUGGGGUAACCCAUAAAUUUUCUACAUUCUACCAUCCACAAACUAGUGGACAAACCGAAGUGACAAAUCGAGCUUUAAAGCGAAUAUUGGAGAAAUCGGUGGGGAGUAAUCACAAAGAAUGGUCGGAUAAGCUAGACGAUGCACUUUGGGCCUUCCGUACAGCUUUCAAAACGCCUAUUGGUACUACACCAUAUAGGUUAGUUUAUGGAAAGCAAUGCCAUUUGCCGGUGGAGAUAGAGCAUAAAGCGUUUUGGGCUUUAAGGAUGUGCAAGUUCAACAUGGAGGAACUUAAGAGCAACCGGUUAAUGCAAAUGAAUGCUCUUGAGGAGCUUAGAAAUGAUCCAUACUCUAGUUCGUUGAUCUAUAAAGAGAAGACCAAGAUGUGGCAUGAGAAGAGGUGCUAA